Marchantia polymorpha subsp. ruderalis is the source of this 3187-nucleotide messenger RNA. The record is from the annotation of a GenBank genome assembly. NCBI's taxonomy places the organism in Eukaryota, Viridiplantae, Streptophyta, Marchantiopsida, Marchantiales, Marchantiaceae.
GGAUGUCCAACUCGAUUGCGAUCGGAGAAAUGAUUGGCGGAAGACGCAGGCCUGGGCCGUCGUCGUGUCGGGCCCAGACGAAUUGAGCUUCCGAGCGAAUCAGUCCCGUCCAGUAUCUCUCUCGCGCGCUCUCUCGUCGACUCUUGCGCGCUCGUGUCACUCCUCCGACGCCCCUUUCCCUUUGGCAGGAGGAGCAGGAGCAGGAGCAGGGCGAGGGCGCUGCUGCGAGUCCAGCCCCCAGCCCCGAGCGAGAGGAGAGAGAGCGCGAGAGAGCGCGAGCGAUAAAGCGCGCAGAGAGCGGAGGAAGCUUCGUCUUCGCCUGCUGCUCGUGGAGGCACGGCAGACAGAAGAAGAUUGGAUGAGAUUGCGACGUAAAGCAGUCGUCGCACUGAAGCUUCCGGCAGCGAGGAAUUAGGGGAGGAGGAGCGCCAGAGAUCCCAGUCCAAGCGAGGGCGGUCCGGGCAGAGAGAGAGGUCGAUUGACUGAAUGUGAGGAGGAGUCGAGGACGUAGAGCAGGAGCAGGGGCGGGAGCAGGAGCAAGGAGCAAGGAGCAGGAGCAGGGGACGCACACAGGGGAGUGAGAAAUGGUGGUGAGUUUAGGAGCGGGUACAGGGACUUGGGCCGCGGUUGUGGGGACGACGAGCUCCGCUGCCUCUCCUGCCGUGGAGAGAGGAGCAGCGGCACACUACGCGCAACAUUGUUCUUGCAGCUAUGGGAGCGGCAGUGGCUCGCCGGCGUCGGACGGGAUUCGUGCUGGCUCGAGCUUGAAUGAUUUAGGGAGGCCUGCUUCUUCGUCUAGGAUUCUUUCCAGGGAUUGGAGCGGUCUAGGAUUGGUUGUUCAUGGAAAGCGCCCUCACUUUCGACUUCGAGAAUGGAGACGAGCUGGCAGGAGAGACGCCCAUUGGCAUUCUUCCUCCACUCGGGCCUCGUCCGUUGCCACAGAGAGACCCCCGCAGGAAACAACCUCAGUGCCGAAGGGAGGCGUGGAAAAUCUUGUGAUCAUUGGAUCAGGUCCAGCAGGUUACACCGCUGCUAUUUACGCCGCUCGGGCGAACUUGAAGCCCAUUGUGUUCGAGGGUUAUCAGUCUGGUGGUGUACCGGGAGGUCAGCUUAUGACUACCACUGAGGUCGAAAAUUUUCCUGGUUUUCCAGAGGGCAUCACUGGUCCAGAUCUAAUGGACAGGAUGAAGAAGCAAGCUGAGCGGUGGGGUGCCGAUCUGAGGACAGAGGACGUUGAGUAUGUGGAUGUACGAAAUCGACCAUUUACAGUCAGGACCAGUGAGACCGAGGUUAAAUGUCAUAGUCUUAUCAUAGCGACUGGCGCUACCGCGAAGAGACUGGGUCUGCCUCGGGAACAUGAAUUCUGGAGUAGGGGAAUUAGUGCCUGUGCAAUCUGCGAUGGGGCAUCGCCUAUUUUUAAAGGUCAAGAAUUAGCAGUUGUUGGUGGUGGUGACACAGCUACUGAAGAAGCCAUCUAUCUUACUAAGUACGCCAAACACGUCCAUUUACUGGUGCGAAGAGAUAAGCUCCGGGCAUCAAAGGCCAUGCAAGACAGAGUAUUCAACAAUCCAAAUGUGACCGUUCACUUCAACACGGAAACCGUUGAUAUUGAAAGCAACAGUAAAGGUCAAAUGUCGGGUCUGAAAUUACGGGAUAUCGUAAACAAUGAAGAAAGAACUUUGGAGGUGAAAGGUUUGUUUUACGGGAUUGGACACAAGCCAAACAGCCAGCUUUUGGAAGGUCAAGUUGAUCUGGAUGAAUCUGGAUAUGUGAUUGUGAAGGACGGUGUUCAGACAUCCGUUGAAGGAGUAUUUGCCGCUGGCGACCUUCAGGACCAUGAAUGGAGACAGGCUGUGACGGCUGCAGGCUCAGGAUGCAUGGCAGCUCUGUCUACUGAGCGAUAUCUCACCAGCAGAGGACUUCUUGUUGAGUUCCAUCAGACCGCAGUACCGCAGGAGACAAAGAAGGAGUUCACUCCUCAAGAUGUGCAGAUGGGAUUUGAUAUAACUUUAACCAAGCACAAAGGCCAGUACGCAUUACGACGACUCUACCAUGAGAGUCCUCGACUCAUCGGGGUCUUGUACACAUCUCCAACUUGCGGGCCCUGCCGUACACUGAAACCUAUUCUCAACAAGGUCAUAGACGAAUAUGCGAAUGAUAUGCAUUUUGUGGAGAUCGACAUCGAAGAAGAUCCUGAGAUUGCCGAGGCUGGUGGUAUCAUGGGGACACCCGUGGUUCAGUUUUUCAAGAACAAGGAACGAAUAAAAGAAAUAGCAGGUGUCAAGAUGAAGAGGGAAUACCGAGAGUUUAUUAAUGCAAACAAGUGAGCUCUAUGCCCGCCCCGGUCCCGUUGUGGAUUACUGUAACGUUAUUCGUGAAAUUUGCUGGGCAUUCAUGUGAAGUAGAUCGGUUUCCAAGUGGAAGCGUUUGGUUAGCUGCUGUCAAUACUUGGGCAGAUGUUAUCUGUCACAACGGCAAGGUACAUCAAAAAUCUCCUGUGAGUAGAGGAUAUUGUUCAGUUUGUAUCUAAAUUUUUUUCUGCGCAAAGAGAAAAGCAAUCUUUGUGAAAUUCGCUUUGAUGGUCCAAGAGCCGAUGCCCGCCUUGAAUCUCAUCAUGCUCAAGACUUGUGUGAGUCUUGACAGGUGGCUCGAAUGCAGAUAAUCUCCUCAGUCACGUUUAGAAACUUGAGACUCUCCAUAGUUGUAUUUGUAUCUUAGUAAGGUUCUCCAUAGUCAGGGGCAUGUAACCAGAUCUGCAAAGCAGGAAGCAAUAAAGUAACUUCGACGUCAAUAAUCAGCAUUAUUGAAUACUGCUUGAGAGUCGAGAAGGCAUUUUUACGGUCUUACGCCCUCUGUUUGGUCACCGCAUCGUUUUUUUUAAAUUGCGUCUUCAUAUACGUGAACUUCCUCCAUUACUGGAUCUGUAAAAAAGUGAAAUUAUUGCUGUUACCCUCAUUAACCAUUAGAGGGCAAACUUUCGACAGGAGGUCAUAGUUCUUUUAGCGACUUUCUAACGAGAUCCGACUCUCGCAUUUCCUGUCUGGAUGCUACUUCCUCACCGUGAAAUUUAGCGUAUCACGCAUCACCUGAUGGUGGAAAUGCACCGAACGCCUAAUCCUAGAUCCCGUCGUCUAGUCGUAAGCACAUCGGAUAUGGAAGUUAUAUACAUUUUCAUGAGUAAAUAAAG